Molecule: messenger RNA, 3329 nt
Organism: Trichoplusia ni (cabbage looper)
Lineage: Eukaryota; Metazoa; Arthropoda; Insecta; Lepidoptera; Noctuidae
Product: peroxidase-like
Exons: 12
Coding region: 1139-3061 (640 amino acids)
Biological process (GO): response to oxidative stress
Molecular function (GO): peroxidase activity; heme binding
Source: RefSeq, a predicted model, not a curated record
AUUAGUAGCUGAAAAUAUAACUAACGAAAUAAUAUUGAUGUCGCUAGAGAGUAGAGAUAUACCUAUAUUUUUGCUUAUGAAAAGUCGUCAAAUCGACUUUAUUGUACCAUUUUUAUGUUUUUAGAGACAGAUCUCUUACAUCUUCUCGCUCAAAGGGUUGAAGCUAUUUCUAUGAAACUAGAUAUAUUAUGGAGGUAUACCACUGCACGAUACUGACACUUUCGAUUUAGACAUAGGUACUCGACUUGUCGUCAAAAACGGUAUUGGUCGUCGUCUAAUCGUAAUCGACAUCCAGGUUGAUGAAGCCGCGAACAAGAACUAGUAUUGAAUAAUACGUCCUGUUGUCGUUUCAACAUUAAUCACGUUGAAUUUGAAUAACAAGAUAUUAGAUUCCUAUUUAUCCAGUAAAAUUUAAAAGAAAGAAUAUGUUCAACAUGAAGGUACAAAGCGAACAGCACCAUCACCACUCUCCGCCGGCAUAUAUCCAUAUUAAUUUAAACCAUAUUUCACUGUAUUUAAUUCAUAUGCUAAAUAGAUGCGGUGUUUUGUCAACCGUUCGCUAUUUCGCUACCAACUUUAUUGUUUUCGUGUUCCAUAGCGAUAAUUUAUAAAUUGAGGGUUAAAUGUUUACUAGGUACUGUUUUUUUUUUGGAGAACGUCAUAUCAUAAGAUUUGGUUAAUAAAUAGUAAUUCUUAAGUCGAUUGUAUCCCCUGCUGGUAGUAAGCCUUUUUCCCACUCAUUUUUGUUUUGAUCCUUUAUAUACAAAUACUGCAGAUUUUGAGGAAGAUUAUGACGGCCUUAAUAUGGGAUUAUAUUUGGAAAACGUGUUGAUGAAACUCCAAUACGAGGUUGACUACUUUUUGCCACGAUAAGCGGAGAAAAGUUAAUAAAAUGUUCAGUAAUAACAUUAUGUGUCACGAAUAUAUAUGAAUUUCAACAGUCGUGACCAGAUAAUAAAUGUAUGUUAUCAUUUACAAGUUAGUUUCGCAGGUAUUAUUGUUAUCAGGACGUUUAAUAUUCUAUACUUUGUUAUUAUCAUACCAGACGUUUAUAAAUAAUGCCAAUUAAUGAGUUUGUAUCAUUUGCAUAAACUCGUUUUUAAUCAAUCAGAAACAGGAUGAAUUGUUAUAAAAAAGAAUGUUCAGCGCGUUCCUUUCGUAUGUCUUGCCUCAGCAAGAUAGGAAGGCGGUUAUAAUGUUAAAGUUUAUUUAUUUGUUUAAUUUUUGUUGGUUGUUAUGUGGAGUGCAUGCUGUAGUUUAUGACAGUAUAACUGGAGAACCUGCUACCGAGGCUCAGUUGAAUUACUAUCGGGAACGAAACAAUCUGGAGAUAUGUACAGUUAAUAUAAAACCCUGUGAUAAAAAUGAGUGGAAGCGUUUGGAUGGAUCCUGCAACAACCUCAAAUAUCCUAGUGUUGGUACGCAGAGGACUCCAACAACCAGAAUUCUACCACCAAUAUUAGGUCCAAAUUACAAUCCCGUGGAUACAGUUGAUGGCAAGCCCUUUCCACUCGCCAGGAGAGUUCGUUGCGAGCUCCUGUCUGAAGGCAAAGCUUCUGAUUUGACGACCACCCAACUCGUUUCAUACUACACGCUAUUCGCAUCUGCUGAUAUUAAUUCACUUCAUGAUGUUUUUAACUAUAUGCAGUACAUACUGUACUGUUGUGAGGAAAAGGGGAAGUUUGACUACAUGUGUACACCAAACAAGAUCCCGAAAGACGACCCCGUGCACCGGUACUCAGGAAUAAGAUGUAUGAACCUCACCAGGCCGGAGAGCUUCCAGACACACGGCUGUCUUGAGAAUGGAACUACGUUUGUCAGAAUGACCACCGCAACCCCAGUAUUCGACCUCUCUCAAGUGUACAACGCAAUGACAACUUCCGAAGAUCUGAGGGUCUAUAAGAACGGUUUGGUCAAAAUGGAAAUAGAUCACGGGAAAUUAUUUCCUCCUUCUACUAAUGAUAGUGGAAACUGCUUUCUAAACGAACCUCCGAGAGAGACACGAUGCAAUCGAGCUCAUUUUAAUACAGCCAUCGGUCCAGUUUUCUUUGCGAUCAUAUUUUAUAGGUACCACAAUUUCAUAGCUAAUGAAUUACACGCACUAAAUCCGUGCUGGGAUGAUGAUCGAUUAUACUACACGGCUCGAGACAUCAACAUAGCUAUAUCGAUGCAGAUAUUGUACUAUGAAGUAAUGCCUAUUCUUAUGGGUAGAGAGAACAUGAUCAGAGAUGGAAUAAUACUUGAUCAUGACGGGUUCAGAGACUGGUACGAUGAAGAUGUUCUGCCGCAGAUGUCGGACGAGUUUCCUUACUCUCUGAGGUGGCUUCAUACUAUACAAGAGGCUGACGUCAAGUUGUAUGACGGCGAUGGAUAUUAUUUGAACACUGUACCGAUGAUUAAUGUGUCUCUGCGAACUGGGUGGCUACCGCUCGAUUACAACAUGGAAAAGUUUACUCAAGGCAGCUUCAGGCAGUUCAGCGGCGCAUAUGACCAUAUCAUUGAUUUCGAUAUGUCCGAAAGAGUUUUAGGCGGGAUCAGUGUAUCGUCGGAUGUAUCGACGAGCGACUUGUCUAAGGGUCGGUACUUCGGGCUGCAGCCUUACGUCAACUACAGACAACAUUGUACCGGUCGCUCAUAUACCACGUUCUGGCACCUGAAAGAUGCUAUAAGCACGGAGCGCAUCCACCGUCUCAUGCAAAUGUAUCACGAUGUGAGGGACGUGGAACUGAUGAGUGGGUUAUGGUCGGAGAAGCCUGUCCCGGGGGGGAUGGUCCCUCACACCAUGUACUGUCUGUGUGCCGAACAAAUGUUACGGUCCGUCAUCUCAGAUAGACAUUGGUACGAACGAGCAGAUCGACCGCAUGCUUUUACAUUGGAACAAUUAAAAUCAGUACGUAAGGUUACGGUAGCUGGCGUUUUGUGUGACGUGGGCGAUUCCGUGACGCAGAUACAACCUUCUGCCUUCGAAAGCAUAUCUAAAGCAAAUCGAAUAACAAGUUGCAGUUCAUCAAAGAUUGGAACACUGGAUGUGUCUGCUUGGAAAGAUUCGGAAUGCAGUUGACGAUAACACGAUACUUUCAUUAAUUAUUACUUUUCUCCACUAUUUCUUGAAAAUUAUUGUUAUGUGUUAGGUUAUGUAAAAAUCAUUCUACAGAGUAGAUUUGAUACAGUUUGACUUAUUACAGCAUUUGUUAAUUCUUUUCUUGCAACUGAUCUAUUCUAGUUUUUGAAAACCCUUUAUAAAGCUAUCUUUUCUACGGUUGUAAUGAGUGUUUUUUGUUUUUUAUUUGACGAUAAUAAAACAAGUUUUUACUGUACUUUCUAAUUUU